AUGGGGCAAGCCAGCGCGACUCACGUCGACCCCGAACAGGGGACAAUGCUACAAAUGGCAGAGGCAGUCCCGGGACUCCCUGGGCUCUUUCCCUUUCGAGCAGAGUGGCUGUUCGACUGGCAUCUCGUCCAUCCCGCAUGUUGGUCGCAGACCCCAUCACUUUCUUUGAACAAGAUUCCCUCCGAAUUCAGGGUGAAUGGCAAGAGCGAUGUCGUCGGGGAGAUAAGAGGCCCACCUUCGAGCCGAGCGAUGAGAUUUUACGCUUUGCUGGUCCUCGUCGCGGCGGGCUUGUCCGCCAUCGCCAGCGCGCAAACCAUGCCAACAUGCGCAAGCGAUUGUCUCACGACCCAUCUCGAAAACUCGCCGUGCGAUCCCACCGAUUUCGAGUGCAUAUUCGUUGAAGCUCUUUGUAUGUCGACCACCCGAGGACUUGACCUUGGAACAAGCCAAGCUAACCCGCCCGAAGCUGCUCGAAAUGCUACGGCCACGAUUUGUAAAGAACCCGUCCGGGACAAGAGCUUGGUGGCACCGAUUGCGACGGCGAUAUCUGGUGGAUUAGCUCUCGGAUUCGUUCUGCUUCGGGUCUACGAGUGCAUGAUCCGAGAAGAAUACCAAUGGGCCGAUCUCAGCGCCGUGCUCGCCAUGGUGUUUUCGAUUCCUAUGGAUGUGUUCGAAUUCUUCAUGAUGGCCCAUGGAAUGGGUAAGGACAUAUGGACCCUAACACCAGAGAGUAUUACGAAUGUUGUCAAGUACACAUGGGUCACACAAGUGAGCUACAUACCGGCGAUCAACCUCACAAAGAUAGCCAUCAUCUGCUUCUUCAUUCGGGUCUUCCCGAACAAGACAUUCCGCCACAUCUGCUACGGAACAAUUGUGCACUGCUUCCUGUUCAUGGUUUCAACGACAAUCACUGCCAUUCUCGCUUGUGUUCCUGUCGCCUAUGCAUGGUCCGCAUGGUCCGGCACCGGUGAGGGCGUUUGCUACGAUAACAAUGCCUUCUGGUGGGCGCACUCGGCCAUCAAUAUCGCGACGGACUUGUGGAUUAUUGCUCUUCCAAUCCCACAGCUUCUGAAGUUGCAGCUCUCCACGAAAAAGAAGAUCUACUUAAUCCUCAUGUUUAGUGUUGGCAUCAUCAUCACCGUCGUCAGCAUCAUCCGCUUCUCUGGUUUGAUCACAUACUCAACGUCGUCAAAUCCAACCUACAACAAUGUCAUGGUUGCAACAUACAGCGUUAUCGAGUGCAACGUGUCGAUCAUGUGUUGUUGCAUGCCUUCAACCCUCUCCUAUCUCCGCCGCGUCUUCCCCCAAGUCUUUGGCAGCACGAGCCACACGGCAGAUUACAAGGGAAGAAGCUACAACUUUGGCAAAUCCCCAUUACCAAGCAACGCGAUCCAGAAAAGUGUCACGCAUACGGUUUCAUACAUGCCCCGGGCUGGAGAUUCGGACGUGGUUGAGUUGAUGGACAUUGAAGAGAACAAGCCGGCAAAAUAUAACCAGUGGUAA
Molecule: messenger RNA, 1503 nt
Organism: Scedosporium apiospermum
Lineage: Eukaryota; Fungi; Ascomycota; Sordariomycetes; Microascales; Microascaceae
Exons: 10
Coding region: 1-1503 (500 amino acids)
Source: RefSeq, a predicted model, not a curated record